Molecule: messenger RNA, 1209 nt
Organism: Penicillium angulare
Lineage: Eukaryota; Fungi; Ascomycota; Eurotiomycetes; Eurotiales; Aspergillaceae
Product: calcium-dependent phosphotriesterase
Exons: 1
Coding region: 1-1209 (402 amino acids)
Source: RefSeq, a predicted model, not a curated record
AUGUAUUUAACAUUCAGCAUUGUCGUGCUAGCUGUCGCGGCUAUCUGGGCAUUACGCGUGCAUGAAGUAUUCCUUUUGCUUGUGCCCAUUUUACGAGUUAUUCAACCUAUUGAAGAUUUUCCGUACGAAUGCGAACGCCUUCAACACCCUUCUGUGGAAGGCUGUGAAGAUAUUUGGCUAGAUCAUACUGAUCGGAAAUUGUAUGCUGCAUGUGCGAGCAUUCCUGUUCGAACGGGAUGGAGUCCAGGCGGCGACCUCUUUAAUGUUUCAGCAAGAGAUCGAGCCGAUCAUAUUUCCGUGAUAGAUAUCGAUCAACCCGGAUCCGAGGGCAUGUAUGGGCUUCGUCAUUUGAAGAUCGGAAGCGGGUAUCAAGGAGAUUUGGAUUUGCAUGGAUUCGACGUCCGCAAGGUCGGGAAUCGAUUGCGAUUCUGGCUGAUCAACCACAGACCACCAGUAAGCCCUGAGACGGGGGAGCCAAUGAAUGCAUCCAAAGUUGGGGCCAAUUCAACAAUCGAGAUCUUUGACUUGGAUUCGACGUCAGAGACAUUGGAACACGUGAAAACUAUAGUCAGCGAUGCGAUCAUAACACCUAACGAUCUGGCCGUCGACGAAGAUGGUGUCGGUUUCGCUGUCACAAAUGACCAUACAGCUAAAGCUGGACUCUCUCGAGUUUGGGAAUUAUUUGCCGGCGGUGGAAGUAUAAGCUACUGUCAAACAGACUCCGGGAAAUGCCAUGUGGCUGUACGGGAAGGCUGCAAUAUGCCCAACGGAAUUGUCAACAUCGACAAGGGGAUCUUUGCUGUUACCCAUUCCGGACUGGGUAUUGUAGCCAGCUAUAAAAUAAAAGGCGAUGAGAUUAUCAAACUCACUGAGUUGGAUCUCCAAAUGCCUCUUGACAAUAUGUCACUUGAUGAUGAAGGCAAUGUUUUUGUCGCGGGGUUUCCCAAUGGCCUUUACAUGCUCAAGGCGAUGAAAAGCCCUUACACGGUCACUGUACCAGCUACAACAUUCAAGAUUCCCCAGCAAGCACUUACCAAAAGUGGAAAUGGCGAAGACCCCGAGUCCUCAAUCGUCAAGAUUCUGGAAGAUCGAGAUGGCAAGAAAUUGCCAUCCACCACAGUAGUUGUGCAUGAUGCAAAGACCGAACGUUUUUUCCUUGCUGGAGUCAUUUCGCCUUCCAUCGGCAUAUGUACGAAGAAGCAAAUAUGA